Molecule: messenger RNA, 3127 nt
Organism: Trichomycterus rosablanca
Lineage: Eukaryota; Metazoa; Chordata; Actinopteri; Siluriformes; Trichomycteridae
Gene: samd1b
Product: sterile alpha motif domain containing 1b
Exons: 7
Coding region: 1-1521 (506 amino acids)
Biological process (GO): negative regulation of DNA-templated transcription
Cellular component (GO): nucleus
Molecular function (GO): histone binding; chromatin binding; DNA binding
Source: RefSeq, a predicted model, not a curated record
AUGUGCGAACCGCGGUACCGAGACUGGAUCCUGGAGACCAUCGACUCCCUGCGCUCGAGGAAAGCGCGCCCGGACCUGGAGCGGAUCUGCCGGAUGGUGCGCAGGAGACACGGCUCGGACCCGGAGCGCACACGGGCCGAGCUGGAGAAGCUGAUCCAGGAGCGGACGGUGCUCAGAGUCAACUACAAGGGCUCGGUGUCGUACCGGAACGCCGCCAGAGUGCAGCGGAAAUGCCGGCGCAGGACCGAGGCUUUCUGCGGCAGCGCGGAGAACAGUGACGCGCACAGUCCGGAGCGCCGGGACGAGCCCGAGACCUCGGAGACUCCGGCGCGCGGCUGCGGGGACGACAAGCGCCGCGAACAGGACCAGGAGGACCAGGAGGAGGAGAGUUUGGCGAGUUGCGACACCUUGAGUCCCGCAGACGCGUCGGACCUCGGUGACCGGCUGGUGGCCGCCGUGUGGAGCCUGAGCGCUCGGAACCGGGCUCACGCGCAGCCGCUCGGGAUCAAGGAGAUCCUGGGCUACCUGGCGCACGCGGACGGGGAGAAGCUGACCCGGCACCGCGUCAAAGCCGUGCUGGAGCGCGAGAUCGAGCGGGGUCGCCUGCGCAGGACGCGCCUCGGGCACAUCACCGUGCCCGCGAGGAGGAGGGGGGGCAACCCGGUGGGGGGCCCGACGAGGGGCCUGAGCGCGCCGCAGGACAGACGCCCCGCGGAGCUCGAGCUCGAGAAAGAAGAAAAAGAGGAGGAGCUGCCGGCGACCGGGAGCGAACAGGACGAGACGAUAAAAGUCGAACCCGAGGCUCCGUCACCAGUCCAAACCCAAAAUAUCCAACCUGAGACUGAAGCAGAGGUUAAAGGUCAGAUACCUGCCCCCGCUACGGCGGGUCCGGAGGUGAAGCAGACGGACGAGAACCAUCGACCGCCGCCGUCGCCUUCGUCACCGUCACGACCGGGAUCCGUCCAACAGGAGGCCGAGACGAGCGGUGCAGAACCGCGUCCAGUUGAGUUGGUGCUGCAGACAGAGUCGGUGGACACAGAAAAUUUAAUAGAGGAGCAGAGAGAUGCCACACCCGACCGAAUACACACACCCACGGAGGACCGAGCUGUGCUGCUCUCAGACGGUGUGAAGGUUCCAACGUUCGUUACCAUCAAGACCCAGUCGAGCUGUAAGGUAGAAGUGGGCGUGUCCUCGUGCCUCCUGACCCCGUCGGCGUCCCCGGGAGCAGCAGAGGAGCGAGGGAUGAACGGAGGAAUGUUCGUGAAGUCAGAGUCCAGCCUGGUGAGUCCGGUCGACUGGACGGUGGCCGACGUCGCCAGUUACUUCACGGCGGUCGGCUUCCCCGAGCAAGCGCUGGCCUUCAGGAUGCAGGAAAUCGACGGCAAGUCCCUCCUCCUGAUGCAGCGCAACGACGUCCUGACCGGCCUGUCCAUCAGGCUGGGCCCCGCCCUGAAGAUCUACGAGCGCCACGUCAAGGUCCUGCAGAGGAGCCACUUUCAGGACGACGAGGCGUUCUGCUGAGACACGCCCCACACACCUACACACUCCUUUUAUUCAUUAGACGUGUUCCCUUGUUUAAUCAGUGGUCUCCUUGGGGUAGCACUGUCGCCUCAUAGCCAGAAGGUCCUGUGUUCGAAUCCCAGGUGGACCGAGUUUCCUUUCACAAUCCAAAGAUGUCCCCCUAGGUGUGUGUGUGUCAUGUGACUGGCCACCUGUCCGGCAUGUUUCCCAUCGUUACAAGAGUGUUGCUCGACUGGGUGUCUCUGGUCACGUCUUUAUUUUUUGGAGACUGUCCUGUGGGUACUCGGGUUCCCGUCCGUCCCCCCUAAAUCAACGUGAAAUGCAAUGGAUGGCCGCCUCGUCCAGGGUGCGCCUGCUUUCCGAGAGUCGCCGGUUUCCGGGCGGUUGCAGACCCUUCUCGACCGGGUCCUGUCAGAGCUGGACCCAAACUUCAACCUGAACCAGGAUGGUUUUGUGUCCUGACCCUCUUCCAGAGGUUCACUCGUGUGGUCACCGUGGUACCGACUCUCUUCCAGCUCCGGCGUGGUUCAGGUUCAAGUAUCGAAUGGACAGUCGGACCCAGUGUCCAUUAGGAAACCCGAACCCUCGAGGUGCAUCCUGGUACGUUAAUAUGGGAAAUGCUGGAAACAAGCGAGACGUCCUCCUGUUUUUUGAAAGCCUGGCGUCUGGGAACGGAUCUCUCUCGGUCUUCCAGAGACGUCGGACGUUCAUAAAACGGAUUCUGGAUUCCAGAACCUUCCAGGGCUUUACAGAAGGCUCCAGAUCCCACAGUCUUCCGGAGGGUUCCGUUUGAGAGGAAUGGACUAAUAAAUGACUUGUUCACUUGAGCUUUAGCCUGACGUUUAGCCAAUCGGGAGCUGAGUUGGCUUAAGCGAACUGGCGUCAGCGGAAACUUGCUGGUCAGGCUGAGGGUCGGAGGUCUGAGUUGACGUCAUUGAUCUCUGGAUUUCAUUCUGGUUCACGUAUACGCUGGAAGUUUCCUUUCUGGUGCAACCCUCGCCGAGAGCGAGCGCACUGACAAGACAAGUGCACCUCCCGACGGCCGGGCUGUUUCGGUCGCCCCGUCCCUCGGAAAUUAGCCAGUCGUGUCCAGGAAGACCGACCGUGGACUAGUUGGACCAGUCAGAACUGCGGGGAUUCGCCUCCAAAUCCUUGGACGGGAGGACGGGGCUGGAGAGCUGACCUCGGAUACCGACCUCAGCCCAGUGUAGACGGACUGCAGGGCGUAGUCGGAAUUAACCCUCAUUCAUUUCAGUAAGGCACAACUACACAAGGGGGCGCGUUUUCAGAGUCAUUCUUGGUUUAUGGGCACAUUUGAUUCUUCCAGACGACGACUAAGCCGCUAACGGGACUAAAUCCCCACAGAAUAUUACAGAAUAAUAAAGGAAACAGAGGGGUUUCCUACCUCAAGUCCAAAGCUGGUGUGAACCCACUUCUAACGGGUCUUUCAACGAGGUUUGGGUGGAUUUUUUUAACAUUACCAAGAGUUCCUCGAACGGAGCGAUGUCUUAUUAACACUUUAUUAUGUAACAUAUGUUCAAUAAGAGCACACGACUGAACCGACUCUGUAAUACCGAUAAUAAACUAUAUACUUUUAUUAUUAAAA